This is a messenger RNA of Closterium sp. NIES-65, 933 nucleotides long. Lineage: Eukaryota; Viridiplantae; Streptophyta; Zygnematophyceae; Desmidiales; Closteriaceae. The record is from the annotation of a GenBank genome assembly.
AUGGUAUCUGCAGUUAAGCGUAUAGCGAAAGUGGUGCACUGGCAGCACACGGCAAUUGUGUCGGCAGUCCUGAUCGGCACCGUUAUAAUCGCUAGCCAAUACUACACGGCUUCGUGGAACGACUGCACCACCACUGCCAGUAACCAGCAAGACUUCAAGAAAUUCUCGAGAUUCCACAUUCAGGACUACGGCCUCCAGGGACCCAUUCCCUGGAACUACAUCAGACCGUCCGUCCGCGAUGCCUUUACAGUCAACGGCUCGAUCCGGGUCAUUGAAUUUUUCCGCGGGACGGAUAUGGUGGACUCUGGAGCGAAGCCGUUCGUCUGGUCGACCGAGUUUGUCGCUCAAAAACGUCGACGGGCGGAGAGGCGAUACCCUCUGGUUUCUAGUUACGGCGAAAAUACAACCUUAACCUUUUAUGAGGCGUUCGAUAAGUACCCUGUGAAAGGGAAAUCGGUACUGGUGAUAGGGAGUCAAAACCCUUGGGUUGAGGGGAUUCUCCUGGCGUAUAAAGCUGGGUCAAUCACGACCGUUGAUUUCAAUAAACCGGUUGCAGAUUAUCCCGGGUUGAGGCUGUGGAAUAUUGCCGAGCUGGACGCUACAGAUGAGACCUUUGACGUGGUAGCUUCGUAUUCGUCGCUGGAGCACGAUGGGCUGGGGAGAUAUGGCGAUCCGCUAAACCCGGAUGGGGAUCGGCACAGAAUGAUGAAGAUCAGGGGCCUGUUGAAGCCAGGAGGGCUCUUCCUGCUGGGGGUCCCUGUGGGCAACGAUUCACUAGUGUUCAAUGCGCAUAGAGUGUACGGUCCUAUCCGGAUGCCGCUGCUGCUUGAGGGAUGGGAACUGGUGGACGUGUUUGGGGUGUCCAGCCUCGAAGCAGCUUAUAAGGUGAACAUGGAUAACGCCACCGUGCAGCCAGUCAUGGUGUUGAGGUAG